Molecule: messenger RNA, 2028 nt
Organism: Myiozetetes cayanensis
Lineage: Eukaryota; Metazoa; Chordata; Aves; Passeriformes; Tyrannidae
Gene: RBBP8NL
Product: RBBP8 N-terminal like
Exons: 13
Coding region: 1-2028 (675 amino acids)
Biological process (GO): double-strand break repair via homologous recombination; DNA double-strand break processing involved in repair via single-strand annealing
Cellular component (GO): site of double-strand break
Molecular function (GO): single-stranded DNA binding; Y-form DNA binding; double-strand/single-strand DNA junction binding
Source: RefSeq, a predicted model, not a curated record
AUGACCUCAGAGAGUUUUGCAGAGUUCCUGAACAAGCUCAAGGAAAUCCAUGAGAAAGAGGUCCAAGGUCUGCACAGCAAGCUGACGGAGCUGACGACAGAGAAGUGCCGUGAUGCUCAGAGAAUUGAAGAGCUGUUUGCUAAAAAUCACCAAUUAAGGGAACAACAAAAGGUCCUUAAAGAAAAUGUAAAGGUGUUAGAAAACAGGCUGCGAGCAGGUCUCUGUGACAGAUGCAUGGUCACCCAGGAGCUGGCCAAAAAGAAGCAGAAUGAGUACGAGACCUCUCAUUUCCAGAGCCUGCAGCACAUCUUCGUCCUCUCUAAUGAGACAAAUCGCCUGAGGGAAGAGAACAAAACUCUCAAGGAAGAACUGAAGAAGCUCCGGAGCUUGGAGGACAGGGCAAAGAACCCAGGAGUCACCUCCAGAGAAAGCACCUCCACACCAAGCUCUCCAUUGCCUUUACUGUCCCCGGUGAGCAGAAAUGUUGGCACCGAGAAAGCAGCUCACAGGGAAGCAGAAGAAGCCCACCAUGGUGUGGCAGACCUUGAGCUGGGAGAAGAAAAGCCUGCAGCACAGAGAAGCUCUCCAAGCAGCAGGACUUCCCCAGGCACUGUCCUCCAAGAAGUCAGCCUUGCAGAAAUGGCAUCCCAGAGGAUUUCCAACCAGCUGCAUGGAACCAUUGCCCUGGUGAGACCUGGUUCCAGGCCCUGUCUCCUGGAGAAAAGUCCUUCAGGAACAGCAGUGUCCCCACCAGCAAGGAAGACUCCUCUCCCUCCGGAGCGUGAGCACAGCCCCAGCCUGGAGGCUUAUUUAACAGCAAGCAAACUGGACUCACCCAAGGCCGCUCCAUCCUACGAAACCCUAAAACUGACCACUCGGAGAGAGCAGCUCUGCCUCCUCCACAAGCACCUUUCGCUGCACCAGCUGGGGCUGGCGAGUCACUGCACCUCGGCUGAGCGGGAUGGCAGCAGCUUCUCCAGCCAUUUGCUCAGGACCAAGGAUGCCGAGGGCAGGACACGGUCACGAGACGGCUGGGAAGAUCACGCAGCCUUGCUGAAGCUCCCUGCCACCAUGGUGUACGUGAGGGAUCAGCAUCUGGAAGAAAAACUGCACCUCCUCAAGCACCGGGAGCGGCUGCAGCACCUCCUCAUGCAGCAGUGCCAGCCAGGCCAGCGGGCAGAGGGAGACACCAAGCUCAAACCCGAGGAGCGGCCCCUCUCCCCGUGGCUGAGCAUCGCGGCGGGAUGCAAGGAGGAAAGGUCCUUCCUGGAGGAUGCCGCGGAUGGGAAGGAAGAGAAGGAGCUUUGGCUGAGCCGAGAACGCCCCGAGCUCCGAGCAAAGGUGAAGGAGGCAAGGGAGGAUGAUGCAGACACGCCACUGGAUCUGUCAGACUCCGGCCGUGGCAGGGAAACAGACUGGCACCACCGCCGGGAGCUGCGGGGGUGCGGCAGCCCCGGGGAGAGCCCCGCUGAGCUGACAGCCCGCGGCCCUAGUGGGAGACACAGGGCACAGCGGGACGACCUGCGCUUCCCCUACCACUGGCCCAGUGCCACCCGGGCACUGCCUGGUGCUGCCAAGAAGGAAGAGGAGGAGGAAGAAGAUGCACCUGUGCUCGCGCUCUCACGGGCACAUCUGACAAACAACUCCACAUCGAGCAACCCAGAGGCCCUCCCUGAGUCUGGGGUGAGACGGGAUGUGAGUGCACAGAAGGGAGAAGCAGAUGACAAUGAUGCUGAGUCUGGGAAGCAGGAAUCCGAUGAGCCAGACACAACGGACAGCGAGGGGGCUCCCCCGUAUGAAGACGAUAUCCUACAAGAAGCCGAGGCUGAUGGGAAAUACUUUUGCACCAAAGACAAAGCUCAUGUGCAGCAGAAGAAGAGAAAAAGAGGACAGGAUCCUUGGACGAAAGGAGCUAAGAAGUCAAUGAGAGGAAGAAAGAAAAUCAAAGUGGAGCAAUGCUCAGUGGGGAUCACAAAGGAACUGGAAAAUUGCUCUGCUUCCCACAAUGAUACCUCUGAGGAGACUUAA